CCCGGACGCGAGGGCGGCCCGGCACAGGGCCCGCCUCCCCGUGGACUGCAGGCGUCGGGUCGCCCACCCCGAGCGGCAGGGAGGCGUCACGCGGCCGGCGGGAACACCGAGUGCCCGAAGCGAUGCCACCAAAAAGAAAUGACAAAUACAAGCUUCCUGACCCACUCCCAGAAGGCAAGGUUCUGGAUGAUACAGAAGGGAGACGAUGGGUGCUGGGCAAGAUGAUUGGCUCUGGAGGAUUUGGACUGAUAUAUUUAGCGUUCCCCACAGAUAAACCAGAUGAAGAUGCAAGGCAUGUCAUAAAAGUGGAAUAUCAAGAAAAUGGCCCAUUAUUUUCAGAGCUUAAAUUUUAUCAAAGAGCUGCAAAAAAAGACUGUAUCAAAAGGUGGAUAGCACUCAAGCAACUUGAUUAUUUAGGAAUUCCUCUAUUUUAUGGAUCUGGUCUGACUACAUUCAAGGGAAGAAGUUACAGAUUCAUGGUGAUGGAAAGACUAGGAGUGGAUUUACAGACGCUCGCAGACCGCAGCGGCACUUUUGAAAAGUCGACCGUCCUGCAGCUCGCUAUCCGAAUGUUGGAUGUACUGGAAUAUAUACAUGAAAAUGAAUAUAUUCACGGUGAUAUAAAAGCAGCAAAUCUCCUUUUGGGCUAUAAAAAUCCAGAUCGGGUUUAUCUUGCAGAUUAUGGACUUUCUUACAGAUAUUGUCCCAAUGGGAACCACAAACAGUAUCAGGAAAAUCCCAGAAAAGGCCAUAAUGGGACAAUGGAGUUUACCAGCUUGGAUGCGCACAAGGGAGUAGCCCUGUCCAGACGAAGUGACCUUGAAAUCCUCGGCUACUGCACGCUGAGAUGGUUAUGUGGGAAACUGCCCUGGGAACAGGACCUGAAGGACCCUGCGGCUGUCCAGGCGGCUAAGACAAAUCUGCUGGAUGAGCUCCCCGAGUCAGUGCUCAGAUGGGCUCCUUCUGGAAGCAGCUGCCGUGAAAUAGCCCAAUUUUUGGAAUGCGCUCAUAGUUUAGCAUAUGAUGAAAAGCCAAACUAUCAGAUGCUCAAGAAAAUUCUGAACCCAGGUGGAAUACCUUUAGGACCACUGGAAUUUGCCACUCACAGACCCGGUGUAAAUGUGCGUCCUCCAGACAAUCAAAAAGCUGAUUCACAGAAAGUUGUAACAAAUCAGAUGCAAAAUAGGUUGAUGGAGAAGAAAGCUCCCAGUGAGAAAAGUGCUGAGUCCCGUGCAAGAAGGAAACAGGAGCAAGAUGAGGAGAAGCUGGGUGGGUUGAUGAACAACCGAACUACUCAGGAAACUACACGGAGAAGACAAAAAUAUGAGCCUCAAGAAUACCUGAAUGAAGUAAAAAGUUCCCUGCAAAAAUCUAGCUGUAUACAACCCCCAAAUCCAUUUUAUGAGUACCAUCAAGAUUUUACCAGUCCAGACAUACACAACAAAUCAAGGUCUCCAGAUUGGUAUACAGACGAUGUUGGCACAGGGGUCACAGAGUUAGAAAGUUCUCUAGGACUUUGGCCUGCAAUGUCCCAGUUUACCCUUAGUGAAGAGACAAAGACAGGUGUGUAUUUUUACAGCUUACUCAUACUUUUCCUUUUGAUGUUAAUAUUUCUUGCUUUAUAUUUUCUCUGAAGAUCUCAAAUAAAAAUCCUUUUGGUAAUUUUCAAA
Loxodonta africana (African savanna elephant) is the source of this 1670-nucleotide messenger RNA. RefSeq names its product VRK serine/threonine kinase 2 (gene VRK2). The transcript has 13 exons. Gene Ontology annotation, molecular function: protein serine/threonine kinase activity; ATP binding. Gene Ontology annotation, cellular component: cytoplasm; nucleus. The coding region runs from base 123 to 1634 and encodes 503 amino acids. The record is from RefSeq and is a predicted model, not a curated record. Lineage: Eukaryota; Metazoa; Chordata; Mammalia; Proboscidea; Elephantidae. Gene Ontology annotation, biological process: peptidyl-serine phosphorylation; signal transduction.